AUGCAUGGGGUCGAUAAACUUGAGCGUAUACAUAGCCCGCUCUGUUCGCUGGGGCACUUUGUCUACUUCUACCCAGAAAUACACAUCCACAACACGGUCGUGACAACCGUAGAAAAGAGGGGGACACGCUUGCCAGCACGCCGGGAUGAGAGCCACUCUUCACGGGUGACUGUUCCACAAGCUUGGCCGGGAGAAGACGCGAUCUCAGUGGAGGUGGAGAGGCAGAGGGAGGUGGAGAGGCAGAGGGAGGUGGAGAGGCAGAGGGAGGCGGCAGCAGCGGCCCCCUCCCGUCCCCGUGUGCUGCACUCGCGGAGGCUGCAGUGCGCUCGCAGGCCUCCGGGGGCGCUGCUCUCACAGUUUACAGAGAGCGCUGCUGCAUGUGUGUGA
Knipowitschia caucasica is the source of this 387-nucleotide messenger RNA. The record is from the annotation of a GenBank genome assembly. Lineage: Eukaryota; Metazoa; Chordata; Actinopteri; Gobiiformes; Gobiidae.